ACAAAACCCGUAAGACAUAAUUGAGCAGCUGCGCCGCGAGUCAAAAAUCGCAGGGCGCGAAAAAAACGUCAACAGGCCGCCUCUGACCCUCUGCGCAACCCCCAAGCAGCCACAAAGCACCACACCGGACGAAACGAACUAGCAGCACCAGAAAACAAAAAACCACCUCCAUGAGUUUCGCCGCCGCCGAGCGCGCGACGACGCAACCGGACGCCACGACGGACCGCGCGGCCAACGCCUUGCGCCAGCUGCGCCAGAACGUGGCCCUGCUCGAACGGCUCUGCGACAUGGUCGACUCCGCGGGCGCGGCCGGCGCCGACGCCGAGCUGCGCCAGCAGGUCGCGGUCCAGCGCGGCGUCGUCGAGGACCUCACGCGGGCGACGCGGCGGCACCUCACGGAAUUGCUGCGGGACGCCGAGAACAGCCCGCCCGCGACGGCCCCGCGGAGACGUGCCGCGCACGUUCCCACCGGCGUGGUACCUUUUGUGUUUUUACGUCGCGUCGACGGCGUGGAGGGGGCGCGAGAUCCGCCACGGCCGCCGCUCAUUCCCGUCGUCUGCGCGAUGGCUUGAGGUGGACACUUGUGGUCUCCUCGACGCCAUCAUUGCGUUCAUGUGAAGGUAACGUCGGCUGGGGCCAAGGUGGAGGUACCGUGGGCUAAACCGUAGGAGAGAGAGAGACGCGGUCGCGCGUAUAGCACUCUCGUCGUGUCGGCUCGCGCGGCUCCCUGGAGAGGCGGUCUACGUCCACGGCUGGCGUGAGAGCCGCUGGUGCGGCGAACGCCGGCGCGACGGCGCCGCCGUCCGUCGAGCACCGCCGGCGCUGCCGACGCCGACGAGAGGAAACAAUCGCCACACCGAGAGGACGUCGAUCGCCGUACCGUAAAAGACAAACACAACACAGGCGCGCCUCCGCACGGACUUCGAGCGCGUCGAGGACCGGAUCCGCCAGGCGACGCGGCGCCUCGGCCGCGUCGCCGCGGCGCCGCCGGUGCCGCCGGCGCGCCCCCCACCGGUCGGCGCCGCGGCGGGCCGCGACCGGUCGCCGCCGCGACCGCCGCCGGGCGACGUCGACCUCCUCGUGGGCGAGCAGCGCGUCCAGCUCCAGGUGCGGCGACCGGCGCGAGACUCGAGGUGGCUUCGCUCGACCUGACGCGUCGACGGCGUGCGAGAGGGGCCGAGAUACUCGUCCGUGUCGCCUCCACGCCGUCGAGCGGACACGCGGACGCGGUGCACCCGCUGCCUCGACGGCGUAAAGGGGGGGCGGCCGCGUCGCCGCGCGUCGCCGCGCGUCGGCACGGAAGAGGCGGCUUCGGCCGGGCCGCCGGCGCGGCGAGGACGCGUCGAUGACGUCGCGUCGAUGGCAUCACGCGCGAAAAAAAACACGCGAAAAACACACAGGUGGCGAUGCAGGACGAGGACAUCGACGAGGCUCUCGUAAGGGAGCGCGAGGCCGAGCUGCGCAACAUCAACGCGGACGUGCACAAGGUCAACGAGAUUUUUAGGGAUCUCGCGACAUUGGUCGACAAGCAGCAGGACGACGUCGACAAAAUCGGGGAACUCGUCGAGCGGUCCCACGCGCACGCGGAGAAGGGUUUGGAUCAAGUCCAGAAGGCGGCGGCCAACCAGAGCUCCUGUGCGCUCAUGUAAUUAUCUCUAGUUAU
Molecule: messenger RNA, 1663 nt
Organism: Pelagomonas calceolata
Lineage: Eukaryota; Pelagophyceae; Pelagomonadales; Pelagomonadaceae
Source: the annotation of a GenBank genome assembly